ACAUCCAAUAUGCUUCCCUUUGGAUUUGUCCAGUUGGCUCCGUUCCGAAACUGGAAUGUCAAUUCUGGAUGGGCCAUUUUGAGGUGGCACCAGACCGCUGACUAUGGCUAUGUCCCUAACGACAGGAUGAAGAACACCUUCAUGGCGGUGGCCAUGGACCUGCCUGAUUACAAAUCACCACAUGGAAGCAUCCAUCCCAGAAAUAAACACGACAUCGCACAGAGACUGUACAUCGAGGCCAUGAUUGUGGCUUACAAGAGGACGGACAUGCUAAACCAACGAGGACCAUUCCCUACUGGGUUCACAGAAGUGGUGAAUAAGAAGACUGUACAGAUUUCAUAUGCUAACACAAGGACAACCAUCGAGAAGAGAAAUAAUAAUGGUUUUGAGGUGUGUUGUGUCCCGAGGAGGGAUAUAUCUGAUACCCGCAAGUUCUGUCCAAUGACCUACCCUUCUAACCUGUGGAAGGCUGUUCCCAUCACGGCUUCAGACUCAACGUCUGUAACGAUCAACUACCACAAUGCUUGCACCUCAAGCAACCCCUACCUUGGUGGUAUCCGUUAUGAGUGGCGGGAAUCCCCCUGUGAUAUGAAGAAGUGUGCUGUGUAUAACAAAUUGAGCGGAAGUCCUGCUCCACCAUUCAUACACUUUGUCACCCUUUAGAUGGAUCUAGGAUCUCAGAUGUAUUGAUAUGUAAUGUGAAUAUGUUAUUCUAGGAUAUUUAUGAAUGUAGUUAUUU
Haliotis rubra (blacklip abalone) is the source of this 739-nucleotide messenger RNA. RefSeq names its product sialate O-acetylesterase-like. Lineage: Eukaryota; Metazoa; Mollusca; Gastropoda; Lepetellida; Haliotidae. Gene Ontology annotation, biological process: carbohydrate metabolic process. Gene Ontology annotation, molecular function: sialate O-acetylesterase activity. The transcript is spliced from 4 exons. The coding region runs from base 10 to 663 and encodes 217 amino acids. The record is from RefSeq and is a predicted model, not a curated record.